AUGAUGGGCGGUCGCAUUCGGUCGUUACGCAUGACCCCGGAGGCCGCCCGUGGGCCCUGCUGGGCACGGUACCUGGCGCAGCUGCUUUGGAGCGGUGAGGAGCUGUACCUGCAACUGGACAGCCACAUGCGCUUUGUGCCGGGUUGGGAUGAUAAAGCACGCGAAGAGCUCGCCUGGUGUGGCAGGCACUCAGAGAAGCCAGUACUCUGCACUUACGGACCUGGUUACUCCUUGGGCACACCAUAUUCCGAGAUUCCCAAAGGCAACGUCCCGGUGAGCAUGAACUGUGCGAAUACCUUCGACUCGGAUGGAAUUCUCUUGAUCAAGGCGAGGGAGCUCAAGGCACCGCUUCCUGAGCCCACGAAGCAUUACUUCUGGGGCGCCCAGUUCUCGUUCUCUUCGUCAGAGGUCCUGUGCGAGGUGCCAUACGAUCCGCAGCUCCAGAUGCUGUUCUUUGGCGAAGAGAUAUCGAUGGCCGUCCGUCUCUACACGCAUGGCUGGGAUGUCUAUGCUCCCAAAGAGAACCUGUUCUUUCAUCUUUGGGAAAGGGAUUACCGCCGAGUGUACUGGAAGGACAACAGGGCACUCUUCGCCUCUCUGCUCAAGGCGUCGCAGUGCCGCCUUCACGGCCUGCUGGAUGGCAGCGCGCCCGGCGACGACAGAGCGUGGCCGUUGCCAGGCGGCCUGAGAUCCAGCGGCGAUGCCUUUGGCCUCGGAAGUCAGCGACCUCUGGAAGCCUACGAGGCUGAGGCCGGUGUCCACUUCAAGCGCAAGAGCCUGCAGGCGCCAGCGCUGCGGGGGGGCGGCGAUGCCCUGUCUGAGGACCACUUCUUGGAGCCUGCCAUCCAGGCACGGGAGGCCAUCGAGCUGUCGGGGGCGGUGGAAGAGCUGAGUUUCCUUUCAGGCGUUCCCUUCGUGGCGGAUGCUGCUGUAAACGGCGCUCCCUCCUAUGUAGCACACGUGCAGGGCGACGAGACGCAUAGGUUUGUGCUGUGGUACUCCAGCACGAACCGGACGUGGAUCGUGAACUCUGGUGGCGUCGCACACGGCUUGGGCCAGGAAGCAGUUCCUGUAAUCUUCAGUGAGGCCGGCGUCGACACCCCUGUCGAUGCGAAUCGAUGGUAUUACUUUGACGACUUCAUGGGCGGUUGGAUUCCAAGCCGGACUAUGAAGUUCCGCGAAGCACAGGAGGAGGCGCGUGAUGAGGCGGAGGCUGAAGGCAGUUGGCUCGAUGCCGUUGUACCCAGAGACAGAAACACCUUUCUCUUCUCGGCCACGAUGACCUCAAAGGUCUCCAAGCUGCAGCGCGCAAGCUUGAAGAAGCCGGUGAAGGUGGAGGUGAGUUCCAAGUGCGAUACAGCGGCCGGGCUGGUUCAGAAUUUCAUGCUGAUCCCAUUUAAGUUUAAGCACACCUACUUUGCAGCCUUGGUGGCUCACUUUAUCCACUACGCGGUCAUGGUCUUUACCGACACAUGCCUUGGAGCACAAAGGCUCUCCGUUUUCUUGAGGCACAUGGGCAUGAAAUCCAUCUGCCUCCAUGGACAAAUGAGCCAGGCGCAGAGACUUGGGGCACUCAGCGGAUUCAAGGCCAAAGAGCAAAGGAUCCUGGUGUGCACGGAUGUGGCCUCGCGAGGAUUGGAUGUUCCGUCAGUAGAUUUGGUGGUGAAUUACGACAUUCCCAAAAACUCCAAGGACUACAUUCACAGAGUUGGACGAACGGCGAGGGCCGGAAGAAGCGGAAGAGCUGUCACGAUAGUCACCCAGUAUGACGUGGAGCUCUUCCAGCGAGUUGAGCAUUUCCUUGGCAAGAAGCUGGAGGAAUUCAACGAGCUGGUGGACACGAAGGUGAAAGCCAGCCACGAGCGCGUGCUCGAGGCGCUCCGAAGCACUGAGCUCGAGCUGAGGGAGCAGGACGAGGGCACCUCCGAACGAGCUGUGAAGAGGAAGAUGCAUCAGCAGAAGUCCAGGGGCAAGAAGGGCAGCAUGCUCCUCAGAUCCGGUUUGCGCGAGAAACGGGUUUUCGUCACAACGAGAAGGGCCAGAGCAACCCUUGAAGCCUAA
Molecule: messenger RNA, 2061 nt
Organism: Symbiodinium sp. CCMP2592
Lineage: Eukaryota; Dinophyceae; Suessiales; Symbiodiniaceae
Source: the annotation of a GenBank genome assembly